AAAAAAGGUUUUGUGCGAUUCUACGGUUAAGGAGAGAAGGGUGAGUGGCGGUAAAUAGUGGUAGUAUAGGGGACCAAAUGGCAUUUUUUGUACACGUAUUCCGAGGUUCCCUUCUCUUCCACUCUCCGCGAUGAACAAGAUGAAGCGACGCCUCUCCUCUUCCUCCCGAACAUAAGAUCCUUUGUACAAUCUCCCUCAAUUGUUAUUUCGCUGCGUCAGGUCCAUUGCCGUUUGUGAAAAAAUUCUCUCUCAAGGAGAUCAAGAGAGCGACCGAUGAAUUCAGCAUGAUUCUCGAAACUAGUCCUCGCGGGAUAAUUUACAAAGCCCGGUUUCCGGAUGGACAGGUUGCGAGAGUUAAACAGCUACGAUCUACGGAACGAGGAACGAAUACCUUCUAUAAGAAAGUGCAACUACUAGGUCGGCUGCACCACCGCCAUCUCGUCAAGCUUCAAGGUUUUGCUGAGGGAGUUAAUAGGUUGUUACGAUCCGAUAUUGUCUUCAGAUUUCUCGUCUUUGACCAUAUGGAGAAUGGUAGCUUGAAGGAGUAUCUUCAUGACCCUCUGAGAACCCCAUUAAAUUGGCGGACACGAUUGCAAAUCGCUAUCGAUGUAGCAGCUGCUUUGGAAUAUCUUUGUUAUUUCUGUGAUCCUCCUGUAUGCCACAUUUCGAUCAGCUCUAGUAAUGUUAUGCUUGAUGCGAACUAUGUUGCAAAGCUCUCUGAUGUGGGAUUUAGUGACAGUGACUUAAACCAUGCUACUGAACCGAACACAAGAAGCCCUACAGAUCACAUUGAUCAAGGAAACAGGGAUUUGGUGUUUCAGUUUGGCGUGCUGGUCCUUGAGCUCAUAACUGGUCAAUCACUGGGUGAGGAAGAUGAAGUGGUCCAUUGGGUCCAGGAAUCUGAAUUUGCUUGUUCGAUGCACAAAAUGGUAGAUGCUGAUCUUGGAGAUAGUUAUGAUUCCAAAGAGCUUAAAAGUCUUCUUAUUGUAGCAAGACUGUGUACCAGAAUGGGAAAUGAAAUUUCGAUUCCCCAGAUACUCCGCUACUUACAGGGAAAGGUAGAACCUUCGAUUUUAUAACCCUAAAUUUUCCAGAUCAAAUGCACUUGUCUUAGAAUGUGAAUAGAAGAAAGAGGAGACUAGCUGAAUGAUUCGGUACGACUGUAGCUGAAUUUUACCGAGCCAAUUGUUUCCUUUCUUCAUUUUCUUUUCUGAUACUUAAUAUUUAUUCUGUACGUACGGAAGCUAAUUGUGAUGGAAGCUAAUCUCUUUUCCCCGUCCUUCUGUA
Messenger RNA from Ananas comosus (pineapple), 1287 nucleotides. RefSeq names its product probable receptor-like protein kinase At1g49730. The record is from RefSeq and is a predicted model, not a curated record. The coding region runs from base 285 to 1079 and encodes 264 amino acids. NCBI's taxonomy places the organism in Eukaryota, Viridiplantae, Streptophyta, Magnoliopsida, Poales, Bromeliaceae. The transcript is spliced from 7 exons. Gene Ontology annotation, cellular component: plasma membrane. Gene Ontology annotation, biological process: protein phosphorylation. Gene Ontology annotation, molecular function: ATP binding; protein tyrosine kinase activity.